AAUUUGUGUCCGAGUUCAAACAAGCGAAAACGGCGUUUGGUAACACCGGGAUAAAAGCGGUAUAGGUUGUUGUUGCUAGUACCGGAGGUGCUGACAGGAGAAGACGCAUUCAUUUCUGUACGCCUUGCUGAGCUCUCCAGGUGGCAGCAGCUGAGCGGCCUGUCCCUUCUGCCCCUCCUUGGUCCUUUGUCGAAGGGCAUUUGACGCCACGCCCCCCCCCCUUCUACCACCAUGUCACACGGCAGAGACGCCUACCGCUCGCAGCCACGCGAUUUCAACACGCUCAUUCAGAUAUGCAGCUCCAACAUCCAGAAGAUCACGCAGAACACUGGCCAGAUCAAAGCCAUGGUCAACCAGCUGGGCACGAGACAGGACACCAGUGAACUGCAGGACAAACUACAGCAGCUGCAGCACUAUACGAACCAGCUGGCCAAGGAGACCAACAGACACCUGAAAGACCUAGGCUCACUGCCGCUGCCCCUGUCGCCCUCGGAGCAGCGGCAGCAGAAGAUCCAGAAGGAGCGGCUGAUGAACGAUUUCUCCGCGGCUCUCAACAACUUCCAGGCCGUCCAGCGGCGCGCCGCGGAGAAGGAGAAGGAGUCCGUGGCCCGGGCCAGGGCCGGCUCGCGCCUCUCGGCUGAAGAUAGCAACCGAGACGAACAGCUUGUGUCAUUUGACACCAAUGAUGAAUGGGGCCAGACGCAAGACCAGACUGAGGAGGCUGCCAUCACCGAGGAGGACCUGGAGCUCAUCAAGGAGAGAGAAACCAACAUCCGACAGCUGGAGUCGGACAUCAUGGAUGUGAACCAGAUUUUCAAAGACCUCGCUGUAAUGAUACAUGACCAGGGUGAAAUGAUAGACAGCAUUGAGGCGAAUGUGGAGAGUGCUGAGGUCCUUGUCGAGCGGGGUACUGAUCAGCUACACCAGGCAUCGCAUUACCAGAAAAAGUCCCGUAAGAAGAUGUGUAUCCUGGCGCUGAUUCUCUCUUUAGUUGUGGUAAUUCUGGGUAUUAUCAUCUGGCAAGCUUCCAAAUGAUGACUUUUUUUUCCUCAUUGUCUUUGAACCUGGAUUUCUAAAGCGGGAGGGGAAAUUUUAGAGGUGUACUGGUGCAGAAUGAACUGUACUGAUGCAUUUUAAAUGAGAGUGCAAAAAAAAAGGCACACUUCCAUUGGAUUAAAAAAGUUUAGAAGUCUACAUGAAGACAAGGUAGUAUUUUUUCAGAAGUAUGUCAACUGUAUUUAUAACAUAAUUAAGAAAACAAAGACUGUAAUUAUACAAUGUUUUUCUCCUGUAUUUUGAUUCUUCGAUUCUAGAAUAUUUACUGCACUAACACUAAAUUGUACUUUAUUGUAUUUUGAAAUCAAACUAUGUAUGUGUAUGAGUUCAUGCAAGGCUGCAUCUGUUCACUUUUAAUUAUACUGCCACAAUGUUUUUUUUUCAAUGUAUAUGUACAUAUUUAACUCGCAGUGAGCACAGCACAGCACAGUACAUUGGGUGAUUGUCUUUAGUGUCCCCUGAAUUCAGAGAGAAAACAAGCGCAAAUAUUUAUCCUGUGGUUUACUAAAAAUAUAGAAAACUGUAAUUAACAAAAAUAAUGAAUCCCAUUCAUUCGCUUGAAAGCAAUAAUAUUUCUUUAAAGUAUUAUAACUUCUGGGAGUUGUGCAUCUUUUGAUUCAGUUGUGCUUGCUUCAUUAAGUUUGUGACUUUUUUUGUAACAUACUUCACCAAACAAAAGAAAUACUGCGAAUAAGACUUUGUGGGUCUUACAGUUGUUAGUGAAUUGAACAAACACAUCCAUUCAGAUUGAGACUGUUUCAGUGACGAUGCCUACUUGUCAUCUCUUUGCUGUACAAUUAUCAUGCUGCCUUUUUUAUGAUUACAAAAUGUAAGUAAAAUAACAUUAAUGUCUCAAGCAGGCUUCUCUUUUAUCUUACUUAGCUUAACUUAGCUUUUAAACACUCUCUCUAAGGAGCACCUGAAGAGCAAGUGUCACUCUGACUUGUGUUCUGAAUAAAAGGUCAUGUCCACAUUCAA
Molecule: messenger RNA, 2034 nt
Organism: Lepisosteus oculatus (spotted gar)
Lineage: Eukaryota; Metazoa; Chordata; Actinopteri; Semionotiformes; Lepisosteidae
Gene: stx12
Product: syntaxin 12
Biological process (GO): vesicle fusion; vesicle-mediated transport; intracellular protein transport
Cellular component (GO): postsynaptic recycling endosome; SNARE complex; synaptic vesicle membrane
Molecular function (GO): SNARE binding; SNAP receptor activity
Source: RefSeq, a predicted model, not a curated record